AUCUGCGGGAUAGGUUAUCCUCUUACGUUUGUUGCAAGAAAGACCGAACGGUUUGUCUUGAAUGGUCCCAGCCCACUAAACGCUUGUGACAGGAAAAACAAAACCAACCUGAAGUAGAAAGCACAGUUUUGUUUUCCUCUCCUAUGCUUCACUUUCAUUUUCUUUCGGUUCUGUCACUCAUCUUGCCAAAGGGCAGGCGCUGUGAACACCCGUGUAUGUGUGUGUCCCAGCGGUUAUAUUAGCGCUGGUCUUUCUCUGGAGCUCUCGUUUGCUUGUCUCUGCGUGCCUGUCAUGAACACACUCCCAGCGUACUCGGGAGCCAGGAUAUCAGGCUGUUGGGCUCUUAGGGCGGAUGGAAGUGGCGGUGGAGAAGGCUCUCUCGACAGGCUCCUCCCAUCCGUCAACACCAGCCUGUCACCACGGAAACGAACCACCAGCCAGUGCAAAUCAGAGCCCCCGCUGCUGCGGACCAGUAAGAGGACCAUCUACACCGCCGGACGCCCACCGUGGUAUAAUGAACACGGCACCCAGUCCAAAGAAGCUUUUGUUAUCGGGCUUUGUGGAGGCAGUGCCUCAGGCAAAACAACAGUUGCUCGUAAAAUUAUCGAGGCCUUGGAUGUUCCUUGGGUCGUUCUUCUGUCAAUGGACUCCUUCUACAAGGUUCUGACGGCCGAACAGCAGCUGCUGGCUGCUAAUAACGACUACAACUUUGACCAUCCAGACGCCUUUGAUUUCAUCCUGCUGGUUCACACUGUCCGCAAACUCAAGCAGGGCAAGAGCGUCAAGAUCCCAAUCUAUGACUUCACCACACACGGACGGCAGAAAGAAUGGAAAACGGUGUAUGGGGCCAGCGUCAUUAUAUUUGAGGGCAUCAUGUCAUUUGCAGAUAAAGAGCUGCUGAAGCUGCUCGACAUGAAGAUCUUUGUGGACACAGAUUCUGACAUCCGGCUGGUACGGAGACUCAGGAGGGACAUCACAGAGCGAGGCCGGGACAUCGAGGGAGUGAUCAAACAGUACAACAAGUUUGUGAAGCCAGCUUUUGAGCAGUACAUCGAGCCCACCAUGAGACUGGCAGAUAUCGUGGUGCCACGUGGUGGCGGCAACAUGGUGGCCAUUGAUCUUAUAGUGCAACAUGUACACAGUCAGCUGGAGGAGAGAAAGCUCCGCUGGGAUAUGGCGGCUCUAGCGUCUGCCCAUCAGGCCCAGCCCCUUCCACAGACCCUCAGUGUUCUGGAGAGUACGCCGCAGGUCCGCGGCAUGCACACCAUCAUCAGAAAUAAAGAGACCAGUCGAGACGAGUUCAUCUUCUACUCCAAGAGAUUAAUGCGGCUCCUCAUCGAGAGAGCGCUGUCCUUCCUUCCAUCUCAGGUUCACAUUGUUCAGACUCCACAAGGAGAGGAUUACGAGGGCAGAACCUUUCAUGGAAAGAGGAUUACGGGCGUGUCGAUUCUCAGGGCGGGAGAGACCAUGGAGCCCGCGCUUAGAGCCGUGUGCAAAGAUGUCCGCAUUGGCAAAAUCCUCAUCCAGACCAAUCAGGACACAGGAGAGCCUGAGUUGCACUAUUUGCGUCUUCCCAAAGACAUCAGCGAGGAUCACGUGAUUCUGAUGGACUGCACCGUGUCCACCGGAGCGGCAGCCAUGAUGGCCAUUAGAGUUUUACUUGAUCAUGACGUUCAAGAGGAUAAGAUUCUGCUGGUGUCUCUGCUGAUGGCUGAGAUGGGUGUCCAUUCUGUGGCUUACGCCUUCCCUCAGGUCAAAAUCAUCACCACCGCCGUCGACAAGAAGGUCAACGACCUGUUCCACAUCAUCCCCGGCAUAGGAAAUUUUGGGGAUCGUUAUUUUGGCACGGAUGCACCUCUAGACUGGAGCGAUGAUGACAUGGACGAGCCCAGCUGCUGACCGGCCGUCACAUCACCUCACCAGCACAGACUGGUGAAGCCGCUUUGAUAAUCACGUCAGAUAUUUGUACAUUGCAAAAUAUUUUUAUACUUUUUGGCACUCCCUGAAGUUUCAUGUGAAGUUUUUAUUCGUGAAGGUUUUAUUUAUUUUGUUGUUUUUUUUAUGUUGUGAGUUAUUUAAUAAUACUGACUGUCAUACACAGUGUGUAAUGUUUGAUUCUGAAGCACACACAGUCGAUUCAUUGCCUUACAUGUUUGCUGCCACUUUUGGAAUCUGCUGUUUUAGUAUUUCUGGCAUGUGUAUGCCAUGCGUAUGAAUUAUUAUUGUACUUCGUUUCAUGCAGCAGUCAAGCUUUCAAAGAGUAAAGAAAGACUCAAAGCGCUACCUUGCUACACUUCGACAGUGAAUUUCUUUGAAGGACCACUUCAUCGGAAAAAAUGUGUGGGCGUUGCUUUUGUUUUAAUCUUUGCUUUCUCUCUCGCUCGCUUUACCUGCAGACGGCUACUGACCAAACCACAGGCUGUUUUCACAACAGAGCACUGCAUUCUGUACAACUUAAACAUAUUUUUCUAAACUUUUCAGCAAACAUUUUGAGAGUUUAAGAUGUUCAAUUUAAGGGUUUCGAGAUGCUUAAUCUUUCAAACAUAACUAUGAAGGAGCAACUCCUGCUGAAUGAUCACUAAUCAGCGUCCAUUGAUUUAAAUCCAUUACGAUGUUUAAAGUUUUCACUUUCUGCGUGUUUUUUGUUAUUUUUGACUGAUCUGUCCACUGGGUCUCUAGCUGACUUUACCAUAUAUGGCUGACGUCUGCUUGAUGUUCGCUGUCACGUUGCGAACAUACAGGACGUACAAGAACAAAACUAGCCCACAGGAAGUGUUGGUGUUUGGCCUGAAAAUCAACCAAA
Messenger RNA from Labeo rohita (rohu), 2803 nucleotides. It is a transcript of the gene uckl1b, whose product is annotated as uridine-cytidine kinase 1-like 1b. Gene Ontology annotation, molecular function: kinase activity; ATP binding. Gene Ontology annotation, cellular component: cytoplasm. The transcript is spliced from 15 exons. NCBI's taxonomy places the organism in Eukaryota, Metazoa, Chordata, Actinopteri, Cypriniformes, Cyprinidae. The record is from RefSeq and is a predicted model, not a curated record. Bases 292 to 1899 code for a protein of 535 amino acids.